UGUAUUGCAGCAUCUUGUAGAGGUAAUACUUUGAAUCAAGCAGUUUCAACAAUACCGCAACUUCUGAAGACAGUAGAAAAAGUGUUCACUCAAAGUCAUCAACCAAGUGUUAUUUCUGAAGCACUGACAGCUACGUUAAUAUUGAUACAACUUGGGCAAUCAGAUGUUGAAAUUGAUUCAAAACUUCGUUCAUUUUGGGACUGUGUUUUUGAUUCUAAGAGUCAGAUAUUUACUGCUACUAAAUUCCUUUCAAGCGUUACAGAAGUGGUGUUCCACCAGCUGCACCUGAUUCUUGAAAAGUUGAUGAGUCAUCCUGACGAGAAAAUCGGUGUUGAAAAUGCAAGCUGGUGGUUCUCUGGUCUGGUGUUCACCCUGACACAUCAGAAUUAUCAAACUCGCCAACAAGCGAAGAGUUGUUUUUCAAAACUGUGCUCCUUGGCGGAGGAUGGAGGAAUCAAGUUGCAAAUGAUUCUGCUUGAGAAAUUCAGAGAACUUUUAAAUAGUUCAGAGGUCACCUCAUCAAUGCUCAGGAAAACUGAAGUGGUCUCAGAUCAAAAAGUCGAAAAUGAAAACACAGUGAACUUCUCACCAAGAAUUCUUGCUUCAGUUCUUGAGAAUAUUGUCACCAUCCCACUUAAAGAUCGUGACGACAAGAAAUAUGCUCCGAGCGUUAUGAUCUGCGUUUUAGAAGACGCUCAUCAUCCACUUAUAGCUUCAUCCAACCCAACUCUGUGGAGAGAUUUGACUCUGCAACUCAAGUUGAAUAUUGAGGAAUUGAUCAAAAAUAAAGACGAAAUAUUGAAAAUGUUUGUGUCGAGCAAAAAUGUAAAGGUACUUCCAGCCCUCAUACGAACUUUACUUAUAGAGGCGGAGAGUAUUAUAUUUGAUGACGUGAUGGCUUACGUCAUAAAAACGUUGCGAAAUUCCAAGUUCGAAACUGUGACAGACGAGGAGUUUGGAAUUUUCAAUACACCAGAAGGUGUUCUAUACGAUCAGUCGAGGGUCAUGGAAAUAAAGGAAGGUGAACGAUUUCAGCAUCAUAAUAUGAAGCGAGAGUCGAAAGCGUAUUCCUACGAGGAACAGUUGGAGGAAUUGCAACUCAGGAAGGAAUUAAUGAAAAAGAAGAUAUCAAGUGAAAAUGUUGAAAUGACGAAGAAAGAACGUGAAGCGAUGAUGGCACAACUCGAGAAAGAAAAUGAAGUUAGGAAAAGAAUUGAAGAACUCGAUAUAGAAAUCAGUCAUGCUUGCCUGGUGGCUCAGACAGCUGUUUCUACGAAAGCUCCUUCGUUGAGACAACACAUCCCUAUCUUACUUCAAUCUAUUACGUCACUGUUUAAGUCCCCUUUGGCUGCACCACGUGUUCUGCACGUUUUUAUCACGCUUGGAGAUAUCGUGUUUCCAAAGAAAAUUCAUUAUUUAGGUGAAUGUAUAACAUGGCUGACAUUACAACUGCACCAAGCUCGUUGUCCAUUGCGUUUACGUUGGGAAGAAAAAUAUUUGGCUGCUGGGGUGGAGAGAAUGAUUAACGAUCUUUAUAACACAACUAUUUCGUCCGAAGAAAGCUUAAAAUCUGCCAGGCUGGGUGAUGAAAAGGAACUGUUAAUGUGUACGACGUUUUCCUUCUGCUUUCCAAUGAUUCGUUGUAUUCUAACAAACUCUGCCCUGAGUGUUGAUGUUAAAGAAAGAACAAUGGAAGUUUUAGCGCAACACUGUAGACUGCGCAUGCGUGAAGAGGAUAUUGAUGAACGAUAUAGUGAGACUGGUCCGAGCAACCUUCCUCGGGCGGAAAUGUUGAGAUUGCUUACAGAAAUUAUUCAACACCAUUCUGACUCCGUCACAACUUCUAAAAUACAACGCCUGGGUUGUGUCAGUAUGGUAGAGUUAUCGAAAUCUUCAAGUGGCGAGGAAGGCUGUACGAUUGCUUCAGAUGAAGAAAUCAAUGUUCUUCUCUCGUCACUUUAUUCCUCCGUCUCAUCUCUUCGCUAUGUUGCUAUACAAUGUCUUCAAGCUCUAAACUUAAUUUUACCGAACAUGGAACAAGAUUCUGUGGAGGUCCAUCCGGUGGUACAAAGAGUUUGGACGACAAGAUUUGACAGCGAUAGUGAAACAUCAAAAUUCGCAGACAGACUUUGGAACGAAAUGGGAUAUUUUGUCCAAGAGGGAUUAUGUCGCAAUCUGGCGCAGGAUGUUAUAUGUGAUGUGGAUGAUAUACAGGAGUCUGCUAGCCUUGCCUUGUGUGAGGCUGUAAAAGAACAUCCAAGUAUCACGGAUGAGAUCUUGGUGCAACUUAUUGAUGUUUACAAAGCCAAAUUAAAGCUUCCAGCCCUGAAGCGAGAUGAACUUGGAAGGAUCGUUGGAGACAAAUAUCCAGAUCGUUGGAAGGAAAGGCGCGGGAUUGCGAAGGCACUUCGUGACAUGGCUACUUUAUUCACAGAUGACGAGGUCGUUAAAUUAUUUACCUUUUUCGUCCCCACGGCCCUCGGGGAUUGCAAUGAACAUGUUCGAGGGGAAAUGUUAAAAGCUGCAUUGGCUGCCGUCAAUCAUUUGGGAAAGGACAAUACCUCAUCUCUGUUGGAAAUAUUUGAAGAGUUCUUUGAUAAAGCUCCAGAUUCCUCCUCACAUGACACUAUUCGCCAGUCCGUUAUCAUAUUGAUGGGAUGUUUAGCAAAACAUCUUGACAAAGAAGAUCCAAAGGUUCAUCCAAUAAUAGAUAAACUACUUAGCGCUCUGUCGACACCGUCUCAACAGGUUCAGGAGGCGGUCUCAAACUGUCUUCCUCCUCUUGUCCCAGCAAUCAAGGAAGAAGCACCCGAUAUUAUAAAAAAUCUUUUAACAAAAUUACUAGACUCAACAGUCUAUGGCGAGCGUCGUGGAGCGGCGUAUGGGCUAGCUUCUCUUGUGAAAGGCUUGGGGAUAUUGUCGUUAAAACAACAGAAUAUAAUGUCAACUUUGCAAGACGCUAUACAAGAUAAAAAGAACUACAGACACAGAGAAGGAGCUUUAUUUGCAUUUGAACUUCUCUGCCACAUCCUUGGACGAUUAUUUGAGCCAUACAUAGUUCAUGUCCUUCCUCAUCUUUUACUCUGUUUUGGCGAUGGAAAUCAAUUCGUCAGAGAUGCAACAGACGACACGGCCAGAGCUAUGAUGAGGAAUCUGAGUGCUCAUGGAGUUAAACUUGUUUUACCAUCGCUACUUAAAGCACUCACAGAAGAUGCCUGGAGAACAAAGACAGGGAGUGUUGAGCUGCUUGGUGCGAUGGCGUAUUGCGCCCCAAAGCAACUUUCCUCUUGUUUACCCAACAUUGUGCCAAGAUUGAUCGAAGUCUUGACAGACUCUCAUAUCAAAGUACAGAAAGCUGCAGCUCAAGCGCUCAAACACAUUGGUUCUGUCAUACGAAAUCCUGAAAUACAAGCCAUUUCCCCUGUUCUUCUGGAAGCUCUGAGUGACCCAACAUCGAAAACCACUGAAGCGCUUCAAGUUCUCUUAAUGACGUCAUUUGUUCAUGUGAUUGAUGCGCCGUCAUUAGCUAUAAUUAUGCCCAUCAUUCAUCGGGCUCUUGAGUCUAGAUCUACAGAGACGAAGAAAAUGGCGGCACAAAUCAUUGGUAAUAUGUACUCAUUGACUGAUCAGAAGGAUCUUAAUCCAUAUCUGUCUUCAGUAAUGCCAGGUCUUAAGCAAGCUUUAUUAGACCCAGUCCCUGAGGUUCGCGCUGUGUCAGCACGUGCUCUUGGGGCUCUUGUCAAAGAACUGGGAGAAGGAAAUUGUUCAGAUCUUCUGCCAUGGUUGAUGGAGACUUUGAUAUCUGAAACAAGUAGUGUUGAUCGCUCUGGUGCGGCACAAGGUUUGAGUGAGGUGUUGUGCGGUUUGGGUUUUGAACGUCUUUCACAGUUGAUGCCAGAUGUGAUCUCUGCAACAGAGAGGGCUGAUAUUGCAGCACAUAUCAAAGAAGGAUAUUUAAUGCUCUAUCUUUAUCUGCCGUCGACGUUUGGCACAGAAUUUACACCUUUUGUUGGAGAUAUCAUUCCUUCUAUACUCAAGGGACUUUCAGAUGAAUCAGAGUUCGUACGUGGUACUUCACUUAAGGCUGGUCAAAGGAUCGUCAGUCAGUAUGCAACGACAGCCAUUGAGGUAUUCUUACCUCAGUUAGAACAAGGAUUGUUUGAUGAUAAUUGGAGGAUACGUAUAUCUUCCAUCCAGUUAAUGGGAGAUUUGUUGUAUAAGAUAUCGGGUGUUUCAGGCAAGAUGACGACAGAAGGAGAGGAAGAUGAUAACUUUGGAACCUCCCAUUCAAAUCAGGCGAUCAUAGACUGUUUGGGAUAUGAGAGACGUAAUCGAGUGUUAUCAGGGCUGUACAUGGGUCGCUCUGAUGUCUCGUUACCAGUCCGUCAAGCUGCUCUUCAUGUGUGGAAAGUUGUCGUACCCAAUACACCCCGAGUCUUGAGAGAAAUCUUAUCAACUUUGUUUUCAUUACUACUGGGCUGUUUAGCCAGCACUAGUCUGGAUAAACGACAGAUCGCUGCUCGAACACUGGGAGAUCUUGUACGCAAGCUGGGAGAGAGGAUAUUGCCUGAAAUUAUACCGAUUUUAGAGCGAGGGUUGGAAAGCAAUGAAGCCGUUGAGCGACAAGGAGUUUGCAUUGGUCUGAGUGAGAUCAUUGGCUCAACAAGCAGAGAACAGGUUUUGUUGUAUGUGGAUUCGGUUAUCCCCACAGUUCGCAAUGCAUUGUGUGAUCCACUGGCAGAGGUCAGAAGCUGUGCUGCUCAAACGUUCAAUAAUCUGUACAAAACAAUCGGAGUCAAAGCGAUCAACGACAUUAUUCCUAUUCUUCUUGUGAAACUGAUUGAUCCUGAUCAACAUGAGAACACUUUGGAUGGACUUCGCCAGAUCAUGUCAGUUCGAAGUAAAGAGGUUCUACCGUUUAUCAUUCCUCAGCUUAUCGCCGCACCUGUGAAUACCCAAGCCUUGGCGUCCAUGUCGUCUGUUGCAGGAGACGCUUUAACUGAUCAUUUGUCUGACAUCCUUCCUGCUCUUUUACGAUCAAUCAGCCAUGUUUCAUCUCCUGAUCAACAGUCCCAGAAUUUGGAGAACUCUCGAACACUGAUAUUGGCAAUUCGAAAUGAUUCAGGAACUCAAAUUGUGUUGGAUGUUUUGAUGAAAUAUUGCAAAGAUGAAACAAUUUCGAUAAGAAAGGCUGCUCUAAAUCUGUUACAUUCAUAUUGUACGUCAACCAAGGCAGAUCUAUCGCAAUACACUCCUGCGUUGCUUCAUUCUAUCAUAUCACGAUUCAACGAUUCGGACCAUGAAGUUGUUGAGAUCAGUUGGAAUGCUUUAAACGCCGUAACAAAGAGACUUGGUCCACCGGAACAAAUACAACACAUUCCUCAUGUUCGUCGAGCUAUCAGAUAUAUAUCUGAUGAUCUAGAGGAUAAUUAUGAACUUCCUGGCUUUUGUCUUCCGAAGCCCAAGGGCAUUACCCCUUUACUGCCGAUAUUUCGGGAAGGAAUUCUCAAUGGGGCUCCUGAUGUUAAACAAGACGCGGCUGAAGGACUGGGUCAGGUUAUAAAACUGACAUCAGCAUUGGCCCUUAAACCUUCAGUCGUCAGUAUUACUGGACCGCUAAUACGCAUCUUAGGUGACCGUUUCAGCUGGAAUGUUAAAGUGGCUGUACUUCAGACCUUGGGAUUGCUUUUAGUCAAGGUAGGAAUUGUCUUAAAACCUUUCUUACCCCAGCUGCAAACAACUUUCAUAAAGGCGUUAAAUGAUCCAAACAAAAUAGUCCGUGAACAGUCGUCGACAGCUUUACAACAUUUAGUUAAACUGCAUUCCCGAGUUGAUCCUCUAUUUACUGAACUGCACAAUGGAAUAAAAAAUACAGAAGAUAAUCAAAUCAGAGAAACUAUAGAACAGGCAUUGCGUGGAAUUCUGUUCAGUGUUGGUAAUAAGAUGGGAGACAAUGUUCGGCAAAAUUUAACACAAACCUUGCUUUCGUUCCAAAGUCAUGCAGAGGAAACUAUUCGUAUUGCUUCUGCUGGGUGUCUUGGGGCUUUGGCAAGAAUUACUCCUGAUGACGAGUUAACCAGUUUGGUGAAAACUGAUAUUUUAGUGAGCGAUUCAACGGUUGAGUGGACAUUACGUCAUGGUCGAUGUCUAACAAUAUCUGCGUUGUUUUAUGAUUGCUGUGAAAGAUUGAUUUUUCUUAAUUUAUUCGAAACUUUACUUCAACUGACAAACACACUCUCUUCAAACGACCGGAUUCCCAUUUGUAAAACAGCAAUAAAAUGCUUGGGCUACGCAGCUGUCAACUGUGUAAAAGAAAGAGAUUUUCCUGAGGAGAUUAUUCCAUCAAUAACUAAGGGAAUACAACAUUCAUCUUUGGAUAUUCAAGUUUUGACUUGUGACGCCAUCUACUAUAUUUCCGAGAAGAUACAUGACAUACCAGUAUCAUUUCUUAAAUCUACCAUUUCUGGAUUACUUCCUUUAUCGAAAGAAAAAAACACAUCAUUGAAAUUUGCCGCAGAGAUGGCUCUUGUUUCCUUGUUGAAAUCUGGUAAUGAUCGGUUUCAGAAAUCUUUGACAAGUCUUGAUGCAUCAACAGCAAACAUCCUCAAUGAAUUUUACAAGAAAACAAUUCCUAGAAUAUUAGAACGCAACGAUGCUGUCAUCUGCGAGCUAGAUGAUCCCUUCUCAUCUGAACUGUGAUGAAGUUUUAACAUCAUUUAAAAGUGGUUUCCGCGAGCAGCGCACUCUUCAAAUGCUCCCCAAGAUAAUGCAAUUAAACUGGGCUGAAUAUGAUGUUGACUUUUAAUUUAACACGGGAAAAAAUUCCGCAAGAUUGUCCUUUUUUGAAACGUUAUUUUUACGUAACUACCUGAAACAUUUUAGACUAAAUCCAACGUGGCUCUAAUAAAAUCAUCAAGUCGCGUGAAAACAAGUCAAGAGAAUAAAAACAAUUGAAUUACCGCUGUGUCCUAAUUUCUCAAUCAAGCGAAUUAUUCAUUCACUUCUUGUAAAGUGAUACAUGUUUGCAAAAAAUUAAAUUUACGAUUGCAAUUAUUAUGCACAAAAAUGCAUUCAAAAUA
Dendronephthya gigantea is the source of this 7079-nucleotide messenger RNA. Its product is annotated as eIF-2-alpha kinase activator GCN1-like. The record is from RefSeq and is a predicted model, not a curated record. Gene Ontology annotation, cellular component: cytosol. Gene Ontology annotation, biological process: cellular response to amino acid starvation; regulation of translation. Gene Ontology annotation, molecular function: protein binding; protein kinase regulator activity. NCBI's taxonomy places the organism in Eukaryota, Metazoa, Cnidaria, Anthozoa, Malacalcyonacea, Nephtheidae.